Molecule: messenger RNA, 2978 nt
Organism: Petromyzon marinus (sea lamprey)
Lineage: Eukaryota; Metazoa; Chordata; Hyperoartia; Petromyzontiformes; Petromyzontidae
Molecular function (GO): [heparan sulfate]-glucosamine 3-sulfotransferase activity
Source: RefSeq, a predicted model, not a curated record
ACACACAGACACACACACAGACAGACACAGACAGACACAUACACAGACGCAGACAGACACACACACACACAGACAGACAGACACACACACAGACACCAAGACACACACAACAGCAACAGCACAGGCGGUGUGGGCGAGGAGGGAGAUUCGCACGCCGGCUCGCCGCUACAAUAUGUUGGCUCGAACUCUCUGGGCCGGGCAGCAUGGCGAGGACGGCCGCCAGCCCCGCGGGGCCGCAGGGACUCACCUCGCCGCUCCCGACGCUCCCCGCUCGACGCCACCGCCGCCUCCUCCUCCUCGUCGGUCUCCCCGUGCGCCUCAGCAGCCCGGCCCUGGUCAUGCUCUCCGCGCUCUUCCUCUCCACCUACCUCUUCCUCUGCUCCCUGCCGAGCUGCCAGCACGCCGCCGAGCCGCUGCCGACUGGGGGUGGUAGCGAGGGGGGAGGAAGCGGAGCGGCGGCUGCUGCUGCUGAUGCUGCUGCUGCUGCAGCAGGUGGAGGAGGAGGAAUAGUUGCGGGCGUAACGGUGGCGGUGGAAGGGGGGCGAGUAACCGGGCGACGAGGGGGAGCAGCUUCGGCGGGAGCAGGUGGUGCAGAAUCAGAAGGAAGAGCAGCAAUGGCAUGGUCAGCAGGAGUAGCAGAAGAUGAAGAAGAAGAAGAAGAGGAGGAAAGCAUCCAGGCUCCCCCUCUCAGCAGGCGAAGCUACGCGAGCCAGUCGAGUGGAGGAGGAGGAGGGAGGAGAGGAGAAGGAGGCGACGGGGGAGGAGAGGGCCUCGCGCGGGGCUCGAAGACUCCACACGCGGCAAGAGCGCGCGGCUCCGCGAAGACUCGCGAGCGGGGCUCUGGGCUGCGGGCGCUUCAGGAGAUGAGUGAGAACAAUGAGUACGACGAAUGGGCAGGGGCCACCCAGCAUCAUGAGAAGAUGAAGAGGAAUGUCGACGACGAUGUUGAUGACGAUGAUGUCGCUGAUGGGGACAAUGCCGAUCUGGGAAAGGAGGAGGCGGAGGAGGUGGAAAGAAGGGAGGGAGGGCAAGAGGAGGAAUCGGAACUCGGGAUUCCGUGCUGCAAGAGGCUUCCGCAGGCGCUCAUCAUCGGGGUGAAGAAGGGCGGCACUCGCGCGCUGCUCGAAGCCCUGAGGCUUCACCCGGCCGUGCGCGCCCUGGGGGCAGAAGCUCACUUCUUCGAUCGCAACUACGAGAGGGGCCUUGAGUGGUACAGGGGCCUCAUGCCGCCCACGGAACCCGGGCAGAUCACGAUGGAGAAGACGCCCAGCUACUUCGUGACGCGGGAGGCGCCGGCCCGCAUCCGCGCCAUGGGCGGCGGGCGCACCAAGCUGCUGGUGGUGGUGCGGGACCCCGUGACGCGUGCCGUCUCCGACUACGCGCAGACGCUGGCCAAGCGCCCGCGGGGAACGCCGCCGUUCCGCCGGCUCGCCUUCCGCAACGGCUCCGCCGCGGGCGCGCCCGCGGUGGAGCCGCGUUGGAGCGCCCUGCGCAUCGGCCUCUACGCGCGCCACCUCGAGCGGUGGCUGCGGCACUUCCCGCGCGAGAGCAUGCUCUUCGUGAGCGGCGAGCGGCUCGCGACGCGGCCGGCCGCCGAGCUGGCGCGGGUGCAGGACUUCCUCGGCAUCGCGCGCCUCGUCACCAGGAGGCACUUCUACUUCAACGCCACCAAGGGCUUCCCUUGCCUGCGACGCGGAGGCAUCGCUGCCGCUGGCGCUGCCGCUGGCGCCGGCGCUGCCGCUACCGAUGGACUGGGCGCCGGAGACGCGAGACUCGGGAGUAGCGGGAGCGCCAGGAAGGUCGGGCGGCGGAGCGCGCGGGCGACCGCGCGGAUGCGUGGCAGGGGCGGGAGCGGGACGUACGGAGACGUCGGCGAUGUUGGAGACGAAGAGGCGAAGCGGAACGAGCAGGAAGACGAGGAGGGGGACGAGGACGAGGAGGUAGAGCGCCGGGACUCGGGGGAGGAGGACGGGGAUGCGGAGGCGGUGGAGGACGAUGAGUAUGACGAGAGGGGUGAGUGGACGGGUGGUGAUGGAGAGGAGAAUCACUGGGGCCAGCCUCACUGCCUUGGCAACAGCAAGGGCCGGCCACACCCGCACAUUGAGCCCGAGCUGCUGCAGCGGCUGCGUGAAUUCUAUCGGCCGUUCAACCUCAAGUUCUACCAGAUGGUGGGACAGGACUUUGGCUGGGACUGAUGGGAGUGCGUCGUUCGUUAUCCGUUCGUAGUAAGGCCGGCUGGCUCGGUGGUAGAGCGAGUGGUUCACAAUCGGAAGGUUGCAAUUUUCAACCCCUCGUUUGAGGUUGACUCGGUCCAUCAUCAACAGUUGUUGUCCUCGAGAGCGACUUGCCCCCGUCACAGUAAUGUGGAAUAUCCACCACUGACUCAGGGCUAUAAACAGGAGAUGGCCACUGCCUCAUUGCUCACGUGAGCAGGAAAAUCCCCCUGGCUGUUGGAUGCGCACGCGCGCGCAGAGGGCAGACAAAACAACGAGUGGGCCAAAGUCUGAAUUGCGGGUAAUUUCCCACUCGGGGGAAAUCUGAAGCGGCGCCGCGAGCGUUCAGAUGGGUCAACCAGACUUUGAUAAUCAUCGUGUGUCAUGGCUGAGCUCGCACAAGAUCCGUUCCUUCGCGUCCAAUUAUGUUGUCCGCUCACGGCGUGGAGUGGACAUGUAACGUCGUGAAGCGUCGGUGGCAGUGUUCGUUACGUUCAUGGCAUUGGCAGUGGCGGCUCGUGGCCAAAGUGUCAUGGUGGGGCGAUGCCAGCACCGCACAAUUUCACUUUUUUAUUUUUUAUUAUUUUAUUUUAUCCGGUAAGGCCCACUGAACUGUAUAGAUCGUCUACAGAAGCGACCACGCCAUCACAAAUGAAAGUGCAAAAAAGUGGCUUAUCAUCACGUGGACAUUCCUAGCAGCCAAAUACUCUGAAAUCACGCGUUGAUUCUUAAACGUGGAGGGGAAAUUCCGCAGGACCCGGAGAA